AUGGGUUGCGUCAAUAGCAGAGCAGACAACGAUCUGCAUCCUAACAUUUUUCAAGUGAUGAAUGUAGACGAUGAUGGUAAUUUCGUUUCCCCUGGACGUUUGGAAGUAACAGAGGUAGACAUUAUAUUGUAUCAACGUGGCAAACAGCAUAAAUGGCCGUUGCGUUGUUUGCGACGGUAUGGAUAUGAUUUAGAAGGACUUUUUAGUUUUGAGUCAGGCAGACGCUGCUCCACAGGUCCUGGUAUAUAUGCCUUUAAAUGUCGGAGAGCUCAAGAAUUGUUUAAUCUUGUACAGACAAAAAUUCAGGUACGCAAUAACAGUGGAGAUGAUACAGAGUCCAGAGACCUUCCAAUUCCGUCGCAUUCUGCGUCAGUAGCAAGUGUUGCAGUACAAAAUGUGGAGCCUAAUUAUUUGGAUCCAAUAUCAUUUAGAAAUCACAAUCAUAUAAAUUCUAGAUUUCUGAAUAGCCAACAGAAUGGUAUUAGAAGAUUAAACAGUGUUGGAAGCAGUAGUGGCCCAAUAUCGCCCCAAGGAACAUUGGGCUCGUCAUCACCACCUUCUAUGCUGCCACCACCACCACCAAUUUCUCAACCUCAUCCGUCCUCUCUUUAUGUCAAUGAGGAAGUCUUAUCGUCUCUUCCCAUUGAAAUGGAGCGCAACAAUAAUAAAAGCCUUGCAAGAACAGUACAAAGAUCACCACAAAACGUUUCUAUGAUCAAUAAUGCAAUAUCCGUCAAUGGACCUGUGGAAACGGAAUUAAUACCCAUUCCGUGUAACACAGAAAUAUCCAGUUAUGAUGCAACGUCACUAUUACCGAUUAUGACACCUUAUAUGAACAUAGACAUCUGUGGCGAAUCCAAUCCAAUUUCGCCAACGCACAGUACUUGUGAAACAAAUCAGCCUAAAGAAGAAAGUAACGAUAUCGAUGGAUUUGAACACUCAUAUAUGAAUAUAGGUCCCGAACAAGAUCUCACAGAGAACAUUGCUAUUAGAGUGCGGCCGCUACCAUUGCCCGUCUUACAAUCGGACGUGGAAGAAAGCUCCAGGCAUUGCUAUGCUAAUUUAGAGGCGAGCGAAAUCGAGAGUCUUAGGAAGAGAUUCUCUGGCACUUCAGUAGCUGAGAGAUCGCCCUUGGCACCUUCUACACCAACAGGAUGUCCAAUCAGGGAAGUAAAUUAUGCAGUUUUAGAUCUGGAUAAAAAAGACACACCUACUGGCACAUCCGACAUUGUGAUAAAUAUUGCUCCUUCUCCUCCUGAAUCUCCAAACAAGCCACAAAAAGGCUAUGCCACGAUAGACUUCAACAAAACAGCUGCUCUCUCGCAUUCUGUUAAUCCCAAUCUCGUAAAUGACAAUGAAGGCUGCAGAAAAACCCGUCAUAAUUCUACGAUAAACGACCUAGCAAUUCCAUGCAGACAUAAUUCAGUAACUGAAUAA
Messenger RNA from Cyphomyrmex costatus, 1437 nucleotides. Its product is annotated as fibroblast growth factor receptor substrate 3. Gene Ontology annotation, biological process: fibroblast growth factor receptor signaling pathway. Gene Ontology annotation, cellular component: cytoplasm. NCBI's taxonomy places the organism in Eukaryota, Metazoa, Arthropoda, Insecta, Hymenoptera, Formicidae. Gene Ontology annotation, molecular function: fibroblast growth factor receptor binding; transmembrane receptor protein tyrosine kinase adaptor activity. The record is from RefSeq and is a predicted model, not a curated record. The transcript is spliced from 3 exons. The coding region runs from base 1 to 1437 and encodes 478 amino acids.